AUGAUUGCAGGCUCGAAACUUCUCAUGCUCGGUCUCUUCGGAGCCUUGGCAGUACACGCACUCCCAGAGCCAGCCAAGGCUCAGGUUACGGCAGCUCCGAAACUCGAAGAGAGAGCGACCAGCUGCACUUUCUCCGGGUCUGCUGGUGCCUCGUCAGCGAGCAAGUCGAAGACUGCUUGUGCCACCAUUGUACUGUCGGCAGUGGCUGUGCCAUCUGGCACGACCUUGGAUUUGACUGGUCUGAAUGAUGGGACAACUGUGAUAUUUGAAGGUGAAACCACAUUUGGUUACAAAGAGUGGUCAGGGCCUUUGGUCUCGGUCUCCGGCACCGACAUCACGGUCAAAGGUGCCUCUGGCGCAACACUCAACGGUGACGGAAGCCGUUGGUGGGACGGCAAGGGCUCGAAUGGCGGGAAGACCAAACCGAAGUUCUUCUAUGCGCACAAAAUGUUUUCCUCCACCAUCAGUGACAUCCACAUCGUGAACUCUCCCGUUCAGGUUUUUAGCAUCAACGGCGCAACAGACCUCACGCUCAGUGGCAUCACUGUAGACAACCGCGAUGGCGACACCGACGAGGGAGGCCACAACACCGACGCAUUCGACGUUGGAUCAAGCACGGGAAUUACCAUUACCGGUGCGACGGUCUACAACCAAGAUGACUGUCUCGCAGUCAACUCUGGAACGGACAUCACGUUCACUGGCGGUCUUUGCUCUGGUGGACAUGGCUUGUCCAUCGGCUCCGUCGGCGGACGCAGCAACAACGAUGUUGCCAACGUCAUCAUCGAGAACUCGCAGAUCCAAGACUCCACAAAUGGUAAGGGUAUAUCAGCGCUGGGCAUUGUCUGUUUGGUAUUGACUUGUGGUACAGGCGUGCGGAUCAAGACCGUUUACGAGGCCACUGGCUCUGUCAAAAAUGUCACCUACAAGGACAUCACGCUUUCGGGAAUCACCAAAUAUGGGAUUGUGAUCGAACAAGACUACGAGAAUGGCAGUCCCACUGGCACACCGACCGACGGUGUACCAAUCACCGACCUCACCUUGGACGGGGUCAAGGGAACAGUUGCGAGUAGCGGAACGAAUGUGUACAUCCUUUGCGCCGAAGGGGCUUGCUCCGAUUGGACUUGGGAUGGUGUCAGCGUCAGUGGUGGCAAGACGAGCAGCGCUUGUGAGAAUGUGCCGAGUAGCGCCAGCUGCUGA
Penicillium olsonii is the source of this 1197-nucleotide messenger RNA. Lineage: Eukaryota; Fungi; Ascomycota; Eurotiomycetes; Eurotiales; Aspergillaceae. The record is from the annotation of a GenBank genome assembly.